AUGCCGGAGAAGAAAGGGGAGAUGUCUACCAAUAAUAGCAAAAACCAGAAGAAAACAAAUCUUUUGGAUCAUCACUCCAUUAAACACAUCCUCGAUGAAUCUGUCACUGAGAUCGUUAAGAGCCGUGGAUAUCCUGAAGAUGUGAGGAUGAGUAAUGUUAGAUUGUUAAUUGGAACUAUCAUCAUCGUCAUCGCUCUUUUUGCUCAGUUCUACAACAAGAAGUUUCCGGAAAACAUGAAUUUUCUGAUCGGAUGCAUCCUGAUCAUGUACACAAAGGAAAAGAACGCGAUUUUGUUUACCCAUCCUCCUGCAGGAUCCUUCAACACCACUGGCUUGAUGGUCUCUUCAAAGUUACCAAGAUUUUCUGACAUGUACACCCUUACCAUAGCAAGUGCAGAUCCCCAAUCAAUAUCUGCUAAGCCGCCUGUGGAAUUUACCAAAAGUGUUACUCAGUGGUUCACGAAAGAUGGAGUUUUGGUGGAGGGUCUGUUCUGGAAAGAUGUGGAAGGACUAAUAAAUGACUAUGGGAGAGAGACUAAAAAGGGCAAGUGA
Ilex paraguariensis (yerba mate) is the source of this 552-nucleotide messenger RNA. The record is from the annotation of a GenBank genome assembly. NCBI's taxonomy places the organism in Eukaryota, Viridiplantae, Streptophyta, Magnoliopsida, Aquifoliales, Aquifoliaceae.